AUGCCCGUCAACUGUAUUAUGCUGUCGUACAUGGCGCCAUCCGUUAGCGACAAGCCGCCGACGGUGCCCAGCCGGCUGACGCUGGAACACAAGUCGUCCGCGGCCACGGCCUACCACCGGUUCAGCCGGCCGACGCCCAGUGUCGUCGCGUUCAACGUGCAGCAGCUGGACGGCCACCUGCAGCCGCGCGAGGGGUUCGGCGCCCUGCCCGCCCCGCCCGUCCGGCGAACCAUGGUCAAAGAGGACAGCACGGGCAGCAUCGCGUCCAGCAUCAUCAUCGACGCCGUGCUGCCGACCACGCACGAGAGCAAACGGCCGGCCACCAAACCGGCCGCAUCCAAAAGAGUUUCGUUUGGCAGUUCAAAAGGAUCUAUGGUUGAAACAUUGAUAUACGAUAGCCCUCCUGUUCAAGAAGAGACAUUGGAUAUAAGUGAUAUUGACGACUGUGACGGUACUGUUGCGUCCACUAAGGUCCGGGUGAGCUUUUUCGAAUCCGAGAAACCGUGCGUGCUACCUUCACCGCCAAAAUCGUUGGAAAUAUUUGGCGACAGCACGAUGACCACAUCGAGUCCUAUACUACAAAGGUCAAAUGGCCACGUCCAAACGCAGAUUAGUUCGGACGGCUGGGAUAAUCCUUUCAGACCCGACGGCGACCUGUCCAAGGAAGCCGACCAGAUAGUCGAACUGAUUAAAGAAGGCAAACCGAUCACGCCGACGCCCACGAGCGCUACGUCGCCGCUGUUGCCCGCCGACCACAGCGGACCGGAAGUCAAUAAACUACACGACCAGCAACAACCGGUGACGUCCACCCCGACAAAGGCCAACGGGACGUGCAACGAGAAGAACGCGGUGCCGCCCAACGUGGAAGUCCAACGAGGAACUGUGAUAAAUGGAAACGAGCCUUCCCAAGUGGAACACGUAAUAUUGAAGAAAAAACCAAAAUGCAGGUGUUGUGUGAUACAAUAA
Messenger RNA from Macrosiphum euphorbiae (potato aphid), 966 nucleotides. The record is from the annotation of a GenBank genome assembly. Lineage: Eukaryota; Metazoa; Arthropoda; Insecta; Hemiptera; Aphididae.